Messenger RNA from Ipomoea triloba (trilobed morning glory), 545 nucleotides. Its product is annotated as snakin-1-like. Lineage: Eukaryota; Viridiplantae; Streptophyta; Magnoliopsida; Solanales; Convolvulaceae. The record is from RefSeq and is a predicted model, not a curated record. The coding region runs from base 76 to 345 and encodes 89 amino acids. The transcript is spliced from 2 exons.
ACCACCUUUCUUCAUAUUUCUCUCCCUAUAAAUCCCUUCAUUUCACCAUUUCCACUCUAUCUCCACAAACUCAAAAUGAAGCCACUUCUUGCAACAUUGCUUCUCAUCACUCUGGUUCUUGGCUCCUCAUCUUUUGUCCAAACCACUCUGGCUUUUUCAGGUUUUUGCAGCUCAAAGUGCAAAGGAAGGUGUGCAAAGGCUGGGGUUAUGGAUAGGUGUUUGAAGUACUGUGGGAUAUGCUGUGAAGAGUGCAAGUGUGUGCCUUCUGGGACUUUUGGGAACAAACAUGAGUGCCCUUGUUACAGGGACAAGAAGAACGCAAAGGGCAAGCCAAAAUGCCCUUAAAUUGAAGCAGAUCAGAGUUCUUGCUACUAAACCAUGGGGUUUACCAAUAAAUUUUAGGCUCUAGUUACUAAACCAGUGCACGGGAAUUAGGAAUAUAUUAACAAUUAAUGAAUGGGUUUCAGUGCUUAUGUCUUAUUUUAUGUUGUAAUAGGCUCCUAGUCUUCAGUGAUUGAAUAAUUUACUCAUUUUUAUUAUUUUCA